Messenger RNA from Canis lupus familiaris (dog), 954 nucleotides. RefSeq names its product melanocortin 1 receptor (gene MC1R). Gene Ontology annotation, molecular function: melanocyte-stimulating hormone receptor activity. Gene Ontology annotation, biological process: G protein-coupled receptor signaling pathway. The record is from RefSeq and is marked validated. Gene Ontology annotation, cellular component: membrane. The coding region runs from base 1 to 954 and encodes 317 amino acids. The transcript has a single exon. NCBI's taxonomy places the organism in Eukaryota, Metazoa, Chordata, Mammalia, Carnivora, Canidae.
AUGUCUGGGCAGGGCCCCCAGAGAAGGCUGCUGGGCUCUCUCAAUGGCACCUCCCCAGCCACCCCUCACUUCGAGCUGGCUGCCAACCAGACCGGGCCCCGGUGCCUGGAGGUGUCCAUUCCCGACGGGCUGUUCCUCAGCCUGGGGCUGGUGAGCGUUGUGGAAAAUGUGCUGGUGGUGGCCGCCAUUGCCAAGAACCGCAACCUGCACUCGCCCAUGUAUUACUUCAUCGGUUGCCUGGCUGUGUCCGACCUGCUGGUGAGCGUGAGCAAUGUGCUGGAGACGGCCGUCAUGCUGCUGGUGGCGGCAGGCGCCUUGGCUGCUCAGGCUGCUGUGGUGCAGCAGCUGGACGACAUCAUUGACGUGCUCAUCUGUGGUUCCAUGGUAUCCAGCCUCUGCUUCCUGGGCGCCAUUGCCGUGGACCGCUACCUCUCCAUCUUCUACGCGCUGCGAUACCACAGCAUCGUCACACUCCCGCGGGCGUGGCGGGCCAUCUCCGCUAUCUGGGUGGCUAGCGUCCUCUCCAGCACGCUCUUCAUUGCCUACUACAAUCACACGGCCGUCCUGCUUUGUCUUGUCAGCUUCUUUGUAGCCAUGCUGGUGCUCAUGGCAGUGCUGUACGUCCACAUGCUUGCCCGCGCCUGCCAGCACGCCCGAGGUAUUGCCCGGCUCCAUAAGAGGCAGCACUUCAUCCCCCAGGGCUUUGGCCUCAAGGGCGCUGCCACACUCACUAUCCUGCUGGGCAUUUUCUUUCUCUGCUGGGGCCCCUUCUUCUUGCACCUCUCACUCGUGGUCCUCUGCCCUCAACACCCCAUCUGUGGCUGCGUCUUUCAGAACUUCAACCUCUUCCUCACCCUCAUCAUCUGCAACUCCAUCAUUGACCCCUUCAUCUACGCCUUCCGCAGCCAGGAGCUCCGAAAGACUCUCCAAGAGGUAGUGCUAUGUUCCUGGUGA